AUGCCUAUUGGUGUUCCAAAAGUCCCUUUUCGUAGUCCCGGGGAGGAAGAUGCAGUUUGGGUUGACGUAUACAACCGACUUCAUCGCGAAAGAUUACUUUUUUUAGGCCAAGAGGUUGAUAGCGAGAUCUCGAAUCAACUUAUUGGUCUCAUGGUAUAUCUCAGUAUAGAGGAUGAUACCAGAGAUCUGUAUUUGUUUAUAAACUCUCCCGGCGGAUGGGUAAUACCCGGAAUAGCUAUUUAUGAUACUAUGCAAUUUGUGCCACCAGAUGUGCAUACAAUAUGCAUGGGAUUAGCCGCUUCAAUGGGAUCUUUUAUCCUGGUCGGAGGAGAAAUUACCAAACGUCUAGCAUUCCCUCACGCUUGGGUAAUGAUACACCAACCUGCUAGUUCUUUUUAUGAGGCACAAACAGGAGAAUUUGUCCUGGAAGCGGAAGAGCUACUUAAACUCCGUGAAACCCUCACAAGGGUUUAUGUACAAAGAACGGGAAAGCCCUUAUGGGUUGUAUCCGAAGACAUGGAAAGGGAUGUUUUUAUGUCAGCAACAGAAGCCCAAGCUCAUGGAAUUGUUGAUCUUGUCGCGGUCGAAAAUGGCGGUGAUUUCACGUAAACCCGCGAUUCCAUUUCGAACCAUAACAUAGUUCAAAUGAACCGAACCUUGCUUUGAUAUUUUAUCUUCUUACCGGGGUAAAGUAAAAUAUUAUAGGAAAUGGGAGUAAUUCGUAAUCAUCCGGUUAGGAUCGAUCUAAACCAGCCCCAUUCUAUUCUGUAUACGAUUCAGCAUGCCAACUAUUAAACAACUUAUUAGAAACACAAGACAGCCAAUCAGAAAUGUCACGAAAUCCCCCGCGCUUCGGGGAUGUCCUCAGCGCCGAGGAACCUGUACUAGGGUGUAUGUGUGACUCGUUCAAAUUAGGAUAGAAUCGAAAAGCCCUAUUCACUAUCUAAAACUAAAAGUCAAAGGCAAAAGAUCUAUCAUAUACCUCUAUUCUGUAUGAAAUUUAUGGUUUCCAUUGGUGCAAAUCCAAUCACCUCCAUUUGAGAUGAGAAGCAAUUCCCCAUUGGUAGCAAAUGGUUAUCCAUUAAGCGGGGAAAUAAUAUUUAAGAUUAAGAAGCAGAAGAAUUAUGCUCCUACUCUUGCAAGAACGGACUAACAGGGUCAGCUACCUAGCCAACCUUCAUAAUUAAAUGCCGUUACUGUAUAGGUAGAUCUCAUUGUGAAAAGACCUAAUUACUGGAUAAUUCAUGGGUAGAGCCAAAGGGUGUGAACUGUACAAGUUACCAAUAAUAUUCAUUAAAUGAGGGAAGGGCUCCGGCGUAUAGAGGGGACCUCACCGUUUAAGAAGUAACCAUAGAAACGAUGGAACCCACUAAUUUUUUUAUCCAUUUAGAUACAAUUAUUUUCUUUCUUAUUUUUUUUUUUUUUUGAUACCUAGUAUUGAUAGAAUUUUGUAUUUCGAGGAGAAAUGUUUGAAAAAAAAUCGUGGUUGGGAAGGUCAUAGUAGCAAAAGCUAUUGGAAUUUUUAUUUUAUACAUCGGAAGAAUCCGUUUUGUUAUUAAUAGACCGGAAGAAGGGAAAAGAAUGACUGAA
Molecule: messenger RNA, 1590 nt
Organism: Telopea speciosissima
Lineage: Eukaryota; Viridiplantae; Streptophyta; Magnoliopsida; Proteales; Proteaceae
Product: ATP-dependent Clp protease proteolytic subunit
Exons: 3
Coding region: 1-609 (202 amino acids)
Biological process (GO): protein quality control for misfolded or incompletely synthesized proteins
Cellular component (GO): endopeptidase Clp complex
Molecular function (GO): ATPase binding; ATP-dependent peptidase activity; serine-type endopeptidase activity
Source: RefSeq, a predicted model, not a curated record